Prorocentrum cordatum is the source of this 766-nucleotide messenger RNA. The record is from the annotation of a GenBank genome assembly. Lineage: Eukaryota; Dinophyceae; Prorocentrales; Prorocentraceae.
AUGUCCAACAACCGUUCUUGUUCGUUUCGAGCACGACUCGCUGUCCGCGCCGCCGCGGGCGUUGUCCAUCCGAGACAGGAGGCCGCCUGCCCAAAAGUGGCCGCCGUCGUUUUUGGACAGCAUUGGUUGUUGGGCAUUCUACCCAUUUUCCAAGUACCCAUGUCGGGCGUCCAAGCCCUUGUUUUCACGUCAAAGCACCCCGAUCUCCGCAUUUGCCUCUCUCCACGUCCUGCUUGGGCGAAGGUGGAGCUGCCGAUGCUGUUGCUGGAAGGGCUCGAGGAGGAUGGUGGCGACACGGAGUACUUCUGGGGCAAGCUCAAAGGUUCGCCCGAGUCGCUGGAGGAGCUGGCCGCCGCGGCGCUGGAGGGCGGGCUGGCCGCCCAGGCGCAGGUGGACGCCCGCGGGGGGACACUGGAGCUGAUCACCACGCGGCGCGGCAAGGCCGAGCUCGAGGAGCGGCUGCCCUCGCUCGGCGGCAGGGGCUUUUCUUCUGGGGAUAUGAGGUGGACACCAGUGGGCGGCAACUUCGAAUACCUGCUGUGGGUCUCGCAGCAGGCUGGCGGCUGCGGCGGGGGCGGUGAGUUCCAGGGGGCAGGAGGGGAGCAUCGCGCGUGCAGUCAAGACUAAGACUCUGAGAUACAGUGAAGACGCUGAACGCAUGAUCGUUUUCUGAUCCCUUGUUUUGCAGUUCGGCGCGAACCCUCGUACCCCCCCUCCCCCCCGAUGGAGUGGAUUUUGGCUGUUUUCGGCGCCAGAAAAGGUAGAG